This is a messenger RNA of Ruditapes philippinarum (Manila clam), 2066 nucleotides long. RefSeq names its product pseudouridylate synthase TRUB2, mitochondrial-like. The transcript has 8 exons. The record is from RefSeq and is a predicted model, not a curated record. The coding region runs from base 40 to 1203 and encodes 387 amino acids. NCBI's taxonomy places the organism in Eukaryota, Metazoa, Mollusca, Bivalvia, Venerida, Veneridae. Gene Ontology annotation, biological process: pseudouridine synthesis; RNA processing. Gene Ontology annotation, molecular function: RNA binding; pseudouridine synthase activity.
AUUCUGCUUUAUUCUUCAGGUAGAGAGAAACACAAAAAAAUGAAGAUUACUCGAGUGAUGCUAAGCCAAAUAAAAAACGCUCUUGAUGCCUACAAUAAUCAUUUGUCAGGAGUAUUUUGUAUUUAUAAGCCAACAGGAUACAAUACGUUGCAAGCUAUACGAACUCUAAAAAGAAAUGUCUUAAAAGAGUUGAAUAAACUACCAGCUUAUGAUUAUGAGAUUAAACAGAUGGAGAGAGAAAAGGCAAAGAAAUAUCAGCUUGAAGGACCUUCAGGUGUUCCCAUGGUAACCAAUGUACCAGAGCCAAUAGUUGAUUACUCCAAGCAUAAACUAGUGCUUGGUGACAUGUUUCUAUAUAAUCACUUAGAUACAUUUACAGUAUGUAGCAUUGGUGAGGAUGCAGCAUUGAAUAUGAAAAUGAUCAAGAUGGCAAAAUACCUCAGGGUGUAUCAUGUGAAGGGAAGAUUAGGUUACUCAACAGAUACAUGCUACACAGAUGGUAAAUUUGUAAAACGGACUACUUAUGCUCACAUAAACAAAGGGAAGAUGGAUAAAGUUUGUAGUGCAGCACAGUAUGCUCAUCAGAAGUUAAUGUUUGAAUGUGCUGGUGUUAAUCCAAACACUCAAGAGGCUUAUGAGCUGGCAAGCAAGGGUCUAGUGCGUCCUUCUUACACUAACAGAAUUCCUGUAUUAUAUGGAAUAAAAUGUAUCGAAUUCAACCCACCAGACUUCACUUUAGAGGUGCAUGGUAUCGAUGAAAACUGUGAUUAUCUUGCAGAGAUGAUACAUAAUAUUGGCUUCGAGUUAAAAUCAACUGCGGUGUGUACACACAUUCACAGACUUAGAUACGGCAUAUUCGAUCUGAGUCACACACUUCUAAAAAAAGAGUGGACAGUAGAAGACAUUGCUAAAAACAUUAAAAUUUGUAAUGAGUUGUUGACACAGGAUAAUUUAGUUACAGGUACUCAGAUUCUGUCCAGGGAGGCCAGUCAAAAACAACAGGUGGACCUUCUCACUGAAAGCUUACUAAAAGGACAACCUUCAAAAGAAGAUAUUGUAAAAAUUGAAGCAUUGAAGGCUGUGAAAAACUUACGUAAUCAGAUUAUUGCCGAAAGGGAAAAGCUUGGUGGUGAAAAUAAAGAUUUAUUGAAAGAACUAUUGAAGAAAAGAGGAAAUAUUGCUGUGAAUAAUGAAAAUGUUUAAAAAAAAUUUUUAUACAGCCAAAGGUCGACAUUCUUUUUCCUUUUUCCCAGGAAAGUAAAGUGAAGUUUUCACAAAAUUGUGUUAUUAAUAAAUGAGGUUCUUGUACGAUUAAAUAUAGCAAGACUGGUCAGUGUUACAUCCCCAUCAGCAGUUUUCCAACCCAGUAAAUGGGAGCAAAGAGCAAUCCUUUGAAUGUGUAUGAUGAACUUGCGUAUUAUAUUAUAAUUUUGAUUUUAAUUUCAAAGAAGCUGCAAAGGUGCAGUUCAUUUGAUCCACUGAUUUGAGCUUGUUCUAAAGACAUGAAUGGUGAUAAUGAGUCAUUAAAGUGAUUGUGAAAAAAUUAAUUUUCUUUCCUUUUCAUGGUCAUUAAAGAUUGCUCAUUUCAACAUUGACUAUUGUGUAAUCUAAUGAGAUCAAACAUCUUAUAAUAAGUUAUUACAGCAUUCCAUCAAUAGGUCUAGCUUCAAAUCAUGGUAUGAAUACCCGAAAAUGAGCCCUAAAUUAUCCCAUGGAUAAAUCACCAAGCCACAUCUUGCAAGUCUAUAUAAAUAAAAUUGUACCAGAUUGUGUGAUACAAACACUUGCUGCUGAUACAAACACUUGCUGCUGAUACAAACACAUGCUGCUGAUACAAACACUUGCUACUGAUACAAACACUUGCUGCUGAUACAAACACUUGCUGCUGAUACAAACACUUGCUGCUGAUACAAACACUUGCUGCUGAUACAAACACUUGCAGCUGAUACAAACACUUGCUGCUGAUACAAACACUUGCUGCUGAUACAAACACUUGCAGCUGAUACAAACACUUGCAGCUGAUACAAACACUUGCAGCUGAUACAAACACUUGUUGCUUCCAAUCA